Messenger RNA from Schizophyllum commune H4-8, 309 nucleotides. RefSeq lists its product as uncharacterized. The coding region runs from base 1 to 309 and encodes 102 amino acids. The record is from RefSeq and is a predicted model, not a curated record. NCBI's taxonomy places the organism in Eukaryota, Fungi, Basidiomycota, Agaricomycetes, Agaricales, Schizophyllaceae. The transcript is spliced from 2 exons.
AUGCACGAGCAGGUACGCUACGCCCUCGCCGACUGCACGAUUACAUUCAGUAGUGGCUUCAGUCUGAUUGUGGACGCCACCUUCGUAGUCAGAGCCGCUUCCCGGCGCUUGAUCUUCAAUCGGUUUGCCUGCAUGGAGGUGUUGGCGAGCGCUCCGUUACGCUGCCGAGCGUUAACGACUGCGACACCUGUCUUCAGGAUGUACGCCCUGCGUCAGAGUGGUACUCGGUCAAGGGUGGACGCUCUUCGUGUCGUACUGUACGACGAUGCUGCUAAGACUGCGGAAGUCCCCCUCCGCAUGCACGCCUAG